UAUCCGGUUUGGUUUUGACGUUCGCGUUCGACAAGAGACUGUCGUCGGGUCGGUUUUCAGAUCAAAUCGAAGAUAAUUUCCCCGAAAAGUUUAUUUUCUGAGCAGCAUAUCGCAGGAACCGUGGGGGAAGAUUUCCUAGGAGAGUCCUUUCGCCGAAAAGAGGGCAUCAAAGUGCGUUGGAGUGAUAGUUACGCUCCAAGAAGAGUACGAAAAAUUGCUUCGCUGCGAAGAAGUUCGGUGAAGCAAGACGAAAAAAAAAAGUGCCAGCUAUUAUUAGUGGUAAAUUGAGAGCGCAUAGUAGUAGUGCCAAGAGGGAGGGUUUCCGGCAAUCGUCAGCGAUAUCGAGAGCCUUUUUCUUCGUGUCACACAAGCCAGUGAAGAGCAGCGAAAGAAGAGUUUGUGAAGAGUUUCAUUAUUUUCAUUCCCCUACCUGCAGCAGAGCAAGCUUUUCUUACCUCGGCUCAGUGCCAGCAGCCAUCGGAAAACGGGGCGAAAGCGAAGAAGGAAUUUUUUAUGCCUGGUGCAAAUUUUUGAUGGCGAAUUCUGAUAUAGCAAGCAGAUAGUACCGCUUGACUUUGGGCGCGGAUGUGCAUCAUUCGAGAAGCGGAUCGCCCUUCCCGAGCUCGGAUGAUUAUGUCGCAGACGACGUCGAGUUUUUGAGCAAGACGAAGGUGUGGAGCAACAGAAGCAACAACAAAGUGGCCCAUCAGCCUCCGCCGAACAGCCGGAAAAAUGUUGACCACUGGACCAGUGUGUCAUGGAUCAUUCUAAUACGAAGCCGCAAGAGUGUUACGAGUUUCUUGAUUUGACCGACGUCGAUGAUUGCGUGAAGGACGCCCUGGCUUCUACACUGUACACACCCGCGGCUGCGGCUGGUGGGGGUGGCGUGGGAUACAAGGGUACAACAAGCCGCAAGCCACAUCGUCCCAGACGCAGACAAUCCAAUGCCUCCUCGGUGAUGUCGUCUUCGGACGGUUCCGGAGUGUAUGAAUAUGUCCCGUAUGAUUCCCGUCGGUAUCCAGUCUAUCAUCAUUCCCCUCCGGUGGCCACUUUCCCGUACCCUGUGACACCGGAAUGUCAUCAAAGCUCCCAGUUCCCGUACACUAUAGCUCCGCUCGUGGAUGGUGCCGGUCCGGCAGGGUUCGGCCGCUAUCCGGUCACUACGAAAAGGAACGGAAGUGCUAGAUCUUAUGAACACCAUGGAACUGCUGGGGGAAAACAGACACAUUAUCACCAACACCACCACCACCACCAGCAGCAGCAACAUCACCAUCAGCAGCAGCACCAACCGCAGUCUUGGUCACCACCGGUUGCGGUGGUCUCUAGUGCUUCUUCUUUCUACACACUGCCAAACAGUUCUGUGAACGGUAGCUCAGAAGCGUCCUACAUUGAAUUCGACGAGAGCGAGCAGCAGUACAGUUGCUUCAACAGCAGCUAUCGCGCUGUCAGUGCGAGAAGUUUCACCAGAUCAGCGGAAUCGUUUGUUUCGACGGCGCCGACGACAACAACGCCAACGGCACCAGCGACCACCGCGACGACUAUGCCUCCGCACACCAACAAUCCUCACUAUCAGACACAGCAACAACCACAACAUCAACAGCAGCAGCCACCCCAGCAGCAGCAGCAGCAGCAGCAGCAACAACAACAGCAGCAGCAAUCCCAACAUGGUCAACCACAGCCCCAGCAAAUUCCAUCCGGAAAUCAACCACAGAAUGGUCAUAAUAUAGCAGCAAAUGCGAGCAGAGGAUCGGUCGAGCAGCAGACCGUUGUUACACCGCAGCCCCAUCAGCCCAUGUACCAGUCGCAGCCCAUUCCGGCGGGUUAUAUGACUGGAGGACCGCAUGGAAAUGCGAUGUAUCCGAUGCCAGUUAUUCCGCAGCCGCUGCCUGGGAAUGUCUAUGUGAGCAACCUCACCGCUAACGUUAAUGUGCACGGCUUCAUGCCACACGGAAUGCCUUCAUACAUGGCUGCAGGAACGCCUCCUGGACCCGCAGGAGCGUUCAUUGCUGGUGACGUGCCAACCGGGCACGAGAUGCAAGUGAUGACACCGCGACCCGAUGCGCGUGGUGCAAUAAGACGCAACGGCAGGAACAAUAGAUUGGGAAGCUCUAGUCGGCCCCGUGGAGCAUACGUUGCUCAUCACAUAGCACAUCAUUCUGUCAUUCAGCCGGGUCAGCAGGGAGUUGUGAUGCAUCAACCACAGCAACCAGUCCAACAGACGCAAGCGCAAGGUCCACCACAGGGCACUCAACAGCCGCAGCAACAACAGUCUCAGGGCCAGGGCCAAAAUCAACCACAGUCUCAACAACACCCACCUCAGCAACACACGCCAGACAUUGUCCAGCAUCCCAUAGCGAUGGAACACCAGCAGAUGAUGAGUCCAGCUCAGCCCUAUGGAUACAGCAGUGGAUACUACAUCCCGUUGCAAUUCUAUCAACCUGCGUCUGUCGGACAUCAUCCAUCUGCACAACAUGCCGCCGGAGCUCCCAUAUUCCAAGUUCCCGUGUAUUCCGCCCCAAUGUAUGGCUAUUCACCAGGGGUGAUGUAUCCGACGGGGUACCAUCCGGAAUAUUCCAUGUAUGACGAUAAAGGGGAGGAACAUAAUCCCCAGCAGCCCCCGGAAGAGGGUGUAAUGCACCCAGGCAUGUGGCAACCGCCAACGAUGCUUGAAUACAACCCCGAAUCGGGAGAGUACAUUCAGCACGAGGAUGACGGCACUAUGAUCCAGCAGGGACCUCCACGACCAAUGCAACCGUUAACCCACGUGCUCGAUCCCAAUGUACCCAACUUUACCAUGCAAAUGGGACCUCCCACUCCGAUUCAGUCCGAGGAGUAUGGUCACGUGACACCUGUUCCUUCCGAAGAGUAUAAUGUGAUCAACAAUAACGCAAUAAUGUCUCCAGCUGCCAAUCUGAUAUCGUCUCCUUCAUCGAAUGCGUCGUCUCAGCAGAAUCUGAACCAGAACGAAAUAUACCUUGUGCCACAACAAACUCAACAGGAACCUCAUCAUCAGCAGCAACAGCAACAACAACAACAGGGACAGCAACAAACUCACGUACCGCUAAUGGAGAUGCCACAAGAAACGUAUAUCCAGCAUGAACCACAGAUUUCGAUGGUUGACAAUGAAAACAACUAUAUCAUCGAGCAGCAGCCACAGCACUCGUACAAUCAAGCAAUGAGCCCCCAACCUCAACAGCAGAUGCAGUCCCAAUCAGCACCACAAAUCGAUAGCAAUUUCAACUCGGAACCAAUGACCACUGAGUCACCGAUGCCUCCAAUGCCACAACAAACACAACAUCCCGAACAGCAGCAGAUGCAAUCGUCGCAAACGCAAACACAUGUUCCAGAUACAGCCUCACAUCCGGCCGUGAUAACUCCUACCCAGACACAAGUUCCUGCCGCAUCAAGAGUAACGCCUACCACACAAAUACCAAUACCAUUACCCAUAACAAUAACUCAUGUCCCUCCGCCUCAGCUCAACAAGCCACCGCCACCGAUUCCGAUCGAAUUUUUGAAGCUUGAGCAGCAACAACAACAGCAGCAGCAGCAACAACAACAACAACAACAACAACAACAACAACAACAACACCACCAUCAUCAUCAACAACAGCAACAUCAUCAACAGCCGCAGCAACAACAUCAUCCACAACAACAUCAACAACAACCGCAGCAACAACAGCAUCAGCAGCAGCCGUAUCAUCAGCAAUAUCAGCCAGCAGUGGCUAGUGACACAAACUACAACCCAAAGAAGAAAACUAACGAAGUGGCAUCGGUUGCCACCCCUGCAACCGUUAAUAGCAAAACCACUAGCAGCAGCAGCAGUGAUGUAACCAUCACUAAAUCAUUGUCGAACCAACAACAGCAGUCACAAGUCUUUGUGAACAGCAGCAGCAAGAGUCAGACUUCAGCAGACGAAGUAGCCCGUCUUACCAGGGCAGUUCAGGAGAAAUUUGUCCUCAAGGACGAUCGUCGUAAUGGGCCCUACCGGGGUUCAAACUGGUCGUACUCUGGCUCGCAUCAACCGCCAGCGACAACAAUAUCAUCGUUCACAUCUUCUACGACAACUGUAGUGCAGCACAACAGCCAACAGCUACAGCAGAAGAAGACUACAGCGUCGGUAUCCGUGUCAGCGAUUCCAAACAAGGAAUUCACCACCAGCAGUAGCACGACGGCCAGCAGCUCGUCUGGUACAACCGCUGGAAAGCCUUAUCAAAAGAAUACCUCGCCUGUUCCGUUCACAACGCUCGGGACCACAUCCGCUCCUCCGUCGAUGCACAAACAACCACUGGUGCCACAGAGAUCAUUCCCCGCAGCGGAUCCACCCAUUGUCACUUCCGGACCGGUCAUGGAGUCCAAGAAGGUGGAAGCUAUACCUCAACGGGAUGCACAAAUCGCUCCUCUCCCGCCACCAGGACCACCACCACUCCUGUCGGUGCCGCCCCCACAGCCCCCCUACUCGUCGGGACCCAUCAUCGUGCCAACACCAUUUGCUCCUGCACAGGUAACGACGACCACAGCGCCCCCAACCAUGUCCUGGGCUAGUCUGUUCAACUCGUCCGCCUCAUCAAGCUCAUCGGCCCCCGUCCCUAGCAUUGUACCGCCGGUGGUGAGCGCCGGUCCGGCUCUCCCUACGCCAUCCCCAUUCGCGUCCAGCUUCAUCCCAAGUCUUCAACGCAAUCAAGCAUCCUCAUCAGCUGGAACGACAGUCCACGGCGGCGGUAACUCAUCCUCGUCGUCGGUUGAUCCCCAGUCGAAGAAACCGAUCGCCAAAGUGCUUCCUUUUGACAAAAACAACAGCUCGGCCACCUCCGGAAUGUCAUACUCGGCAGCCUCCGCCCAAGGUCUUUCAUCGGGCGCCACUACCACUGCUGCUGCGUCUAGCAAUACAUCAAGUGCCUUGGCGGCCAGCAAGGGCAAGAAUGGACAGCCCGCUGGGGGCCAGCAGCUGCAGCCCCACAAGCCGGAACAGCUGGACGAGAACUCGCUCAAAUUGGGAGAGUUCUUCAGUGCGUACCAGAUUGAGAACAACAGCAUCAGCAUCCUGCCCCGUGGAUUAAUCAAUCGAUCCAACUAUUGUUACAUCAACGCUAUUCUGCAAGCGUUGGUCGCCUGUCCACCUUUCUACCACCUGAUGCGGGCGAUUCGAUCCUUUCCGGCGGCCAAAAAUAGCCGGCAUCCGAAGCCGUUCAUCGAUGCUAUGAGCGGUCUGUUCGCGGAAUUCAGCACACUUCAGCUGCGCACCAAGGUGCAGCGCGACAAAUCCAAGAAGGACGAAACGCCCGACAUUCAGCUCGACUCGCCUUUCGAACCUGUCGUAAUCCACAAGAUUCUCAAUCUUCUACGAUCGGAUAUUUUCCAGGUCGAAGGCCGCCAAGAGGAUGCCGAGGAAUUCCUGGGCUGUGUACUGAAUCGGCUCAACGAUGAGAUGCUAGAGUUGAUGAAGUUGAGCAAAAAUGAAUCCGAAGUCAAUGGAGGAGGCGGCAACGGCAGCGGAGAAGAGGCCGCCAACGGAGAGGUACAUGCCGAUGAUCAAGAUGAUUGGAAGGUUAUCCGCGGCAACCGUAAUAAGGGAACCAUCACCCGCACAACCGAUUUCGGCCGAUCGCCGAUAAGUGACAUCUUCGGGGGGAAACUACGAUCCCGCGUGCAUCGCGAGGGUGAUCAUCCGACCGACAAUAUUCAGCCUUUCUUUACGCUCCAGCUAGAUAUCGAGAAGGCAGCCUCCGUGAAGGACGCCCUCGAUCUGCUGGUCGGCAAGGAUCAGCUGGAAGGCGUGACCUGCUCCAAGACCAAACAGGAGAUCGCCGCCUGGCAGCAAGUCACCCUGGAGGAACUUCCGGUAGUGAUGAUUCUGCACCUCAAGUGCUUCGACUACAAGAUGGACGGUUGCACCAAGAUCCUCAAGAUGCUAGAGUUCCCAAUAGAGUUGAAGAUUGAUUCCAAACUAAUGUCAAAAGGCAAGACAUACACUGCCAAGCAGAAGCAGUACAAGCUAUUUGCGGUGGUUUACCACGACGGAAAAGAAGCCUCCAAGGGGCACUACAUCACCGAUGCUUUCCAUGCCGGUUAUGGAAGCUGGAUUCGGUAUGAUGACAGUACAGUCAAGGCUGUUCCGGAGUUCAAUGUGCUCCACCCGAAGGCACCUCGUGUGCCCUACCUGCUAUACUACAGACGACUGGAUACCCAUUACCAUGGAGCUGCCGGGGCGUCCGCAGCAACCGGAACCAAUUCCUCCAGCUAUGGUGGUGGAAACAACAGCAGCAAUACUACCAGCUCCAGUAGCAGUGGCGGCAAUAGCGGCAGUUACAGUUCUAGUGUAAAUAACUACGGUGUAAAUAGUGGAAGUCACCACGGCGGUGGCAACGGCGGUUCGAAGUGAACGUGCGGUAGUUUUUAAAGAGCUAGGAAUAGGUUUUUUUUACAAAACGAACACAGACCGAGAAGAUCUCCCUGCAGCGGGCCCUAGUCUAUUGACCCGUGAAGAUUGCGAGCUGAGAAUGGACAGCCGAAACGUGUGAAUCGCAUCGAAAAUAAUACGAACGAAAAAAGACGUUUACUACUUUCGUUGUUGAAUUGGGUGUGGCAUAGAAGUGUGUGUUGCAUGGGCACUUGCGAAAACGUAAAGAUGGUGUUUGUAGUGCUGCACGAGUUUAGUGAGCGUUGGGGUCUACGCGAUGAAAUCGCGAAAUUCAAUGAAAAAACUACACCAAACCCAAACUAGGGGGAUUUAUGGGCGGAGCGUGCAGAACUCGAAUCGUGCGCAAUCAAUGUGUGUGCGAAGGAAGUUUAAAGAAAUCAUAUUAUUUUUUCAUCCGUUUGUUUUGAUACUGUUACAUUUUGUUUCUUUUUCUUGGUAACUAAUCAUCAGUCUUAAUUUAGUUCCUCCUGAUAACAUAUUAUCAUAGUUUAGUAAUAAUGAGAUGCAUAAUAAUUCACCGCAGCUGAUUACUCUCUAAAAUCAGUGAUACUGUUUGAUUAAACUUUUAUUGACCCGUACAUACGCAACUGCAACUGCAACCACAACGACAAAGAGUAUACAUUCAUUUUUAGAUAAGUUUUUCUUUUAUGUUUUCAUACUAAAUAUUAUUAUCAUAACACGUUGCAAUGUUAUGCAACUGUUGUUCCACAGCCACGUGGACAAAAUCGUGCGCGGAAGGUUGUAGUUGGGCGCCAUAAGUGUGCAGAGGCGAAAACGAAUCAGUUUUGUGGGACGAAGCUGCUGGGAUCCCAUUUCGUCGUUGUUCUCGCGUACUUAUGGCGUGGAACAGAGGUAUGAAAUCGCAAAACGAACAGAAAAACUUUGGACUAUCUUCGAUCCGUUUAUAGUAAGUGGUAUUCGAAAAUUGAAAAUUGGAUCGGUAGCAGUAGCGUAGUGUAUGAAAGAGAGAGAAAAAAAUCAGGCUCAAAUGGAAGCGAAUAAAAUAACAUAAAAACGAGAUUCACUGGAUAUUACCAGAACUGGAUAGUAUCAGAGCGUUCUAGCGUAGCGUAUAAAUAUAUAAAGUAGCUAGAUUUCCCCUUUCCAUCCACUAGCGAUCGGUAGGAGGGUUAGCGAUAGUUUUGAGUGUAAAAAGUUUUUCAUUUAACAAAACGAUGCAACAAAAAGUCUGUACAUAGAAGAUAGAAGAUGAUUGACUGCCGAGCGAGGAAUGAAAAGCGUAGCGUAAGAGUUGUGCGGAAUGUGUAAAGAAGUAUGGUAAGAAGAAGGAGGAGGCUAGGAAAAAAUGCUGGUGUUGUGUGGGGGAAAAGUGUCCGGUUGGUGCAUUGUUAUUAAUCACCUUAGUUUUAAACAGGGCCGAAUCUGGAGUUUAGUGAGGACAGUAUAAGAGAGAAAAAAGAGUAAUCCGUUGAAGAAAAAAAUCGUUGUGUUUUAGUAUUAAAUAUGUAACCGAGGUAAAUUACUAAUAUACUUUGUCGGUAAACCGUGGUGACAAUUAAUCAGCAUCAUUUUUAUUUUAUUUCAUUAUUACUUCUAUGUAUGCGCUACCCAUAUAUUCGUACAUGGAUUCGCGUGGUUUUCCUUGAAGAGAAUAAUCUGAACGGAAGUAAACUGUGGCGGUGUGUGAAGUAGAGCUAAACUAUUGGUAUAGUGUUUGCAGGUCAUCCAAAAUAUAGGGAGUAAUCGGGUAGCCUUUUAGAGAUAAUAUGAAUAUAUAAUCCGUUAUGAUAUAGUGAAUGGUCUUCAGUACUGAAGGAAAGGGGGUGUAGUUCAAAUGUUAUUUGGCUUUUUUUCAAAGUGCUCUGUGAGAAUAUUUUAUCAACCUCCUUAACAUCGUCGGCAGACGGUUAUUUUGGUUAGCACACAGGAUCAUGAAUUUCUAUUCAUUCAAAAUAAUCACAUUAAAAUACAAAAUCCCGGUCUGGAAGGUCGAAAAAAACGAUUUUUUUGCAUUAUUGGAAAAAAAAUUGUCCUAAAAGGAUUUUUCGACAUUUGAUUGCGUUGGAAAGUUACAGUCAAAAGCAUGAGGUAACCUCAGGGGAGUACUGUUGCUGAACGAAACUAACGCGUUUGUCUCGAAACCAUUAUUUUUCAGCUAGGGGUAUCGAUAUGUCAGGAUCCACUCGACCGUUUCGGCUGAAAUUUUUUUGCAGCAUUUAAAAAAGAAUUGCCUGAAGCGUUGCAUAGCCAACGUUUGUGUACUCUAAAAAUUACUGCUUACGCAUAUAUAAUGAUCUUAAAUGUGCUACUUGCUUGGUAUUCGUUCCACUACUGAUAAACUAGAGAUGUGCCAUCCGCUCAUGAGCUGUUCCGAAGAAUCGACUCUUUGAAGUAAGUUGAGCCGGAACAGCUCGCAAAAAAAACAACAAGCCCUUCAGCUCACUUUGAUAAUAAUGCAGGAGAUAAAAGAGUUGAAGAAUUGCAGAGAGUGUGUGAGCUGUAACGUUCAAAUGAACUGACCACCUCUCGCUCUUCGUGUUAAGCAUCAGUUCAGUUUCAUUUGUUCCCCGUCUUUUCAACUCUUAUAUUUGCGUUGACGGCGUUGAGCUUUGUUCACCAGUUUAGGGGGCGCCAAAGAUAAUAAUUGGCUUCUUCUUCUGUGUAUCAAAUUAGUAUUCUAUUUAAAUGAAAAACACUUUGUUUGUAGGCGGUGAAAAACAACUCAUGAGAAAAUUGAUUUUGAAAACAACUUCAUAUUAUAAUGAAAAGUCUCAGUAAAAAUGUCGGAAAUGUAUAGACAAAUGGUUGAAUAAGAGUCAGGAAUACGUGUUUCAUGCAAUUAAAUAACAUUGUGUGAAAAAAUUUAAUUCAAAAUAAUAAAAUUGGAUUCGUGUAUUCUAAUCUGAUAGAGAUUACACUGUCGAGUUUGGGACCCAAAUUGAAAGUCGCCACCAGACGACGAAACUGACAACUGAGCUGAAGAGCUGCUCAUAAGGAACAGCUCUUUUAGAUGAUCUGAGCUGUUUAUCAUGAUCAGCUGGGUUGCACACCUCUAUGAUAAACAUACGGAUGAGAGCGUUGCUGUAUUCAUACCACCCUAUAAUGAUGGAAAACAUUUUGCACCUUUUGGUCCUAGUUCCAACCGACAAAAACGUCAUUUUCCCAAUUCCGUUAAUUGGUGGUCCUAAUUCCAAUAAUCAAAUUGUUAUAACUGAAUCGUUUUAAAUAUUAGUGCUGAUAAUAUUUUAUGUUGUAAACAAGUUAAAUGAGUCGAAAUCAAUGAUCGAAUGAAUUACAGUAGCAAUAUGUCGUUUAUUUAUUUGCAAAACAGCUUGUGAUGAAGAGGCUUCACUGGAUUUUCCUAUAAAACCUGAGUAAUUAACAGCAUCAAUCUCUGCCAGAUCUCUUUUGGUAUUCUGGAUUUGUACAGGUAUAGCAUCAACGUUGCCGCUAACUGCACGGCUGCAUUCCCACAAAACAGUGCAGAGUAAGCUUCUCGAUCGGUGUUAACUACUUUCGCCUGGUCGUUUUUUUUGGCCGGAGCCAGCUAAAACCAGUUCUUUUGUAAGUAUUGUACGUACUGCUGGUUCGUCCGAAUCGAACAUCUGUUCCGGACAUUUCAACACAUUGGACAGGGCUUCUUCCUCGAAAUACUCAUGGAUUUCGUGAAACCAGCGCCUGAUUUGUUGCUUGGAAACAGCUGUACGAUGCUUCGACAAUACGCUUGGCAUCCGUUUUAAUAUUCCUGAAUGCCGUUAAAUGAACCCAUUGAUUUAUUCAAUAAUCGGUAUCCCGUUUUUAAAUGAUUUGGAACGAGUUGGUUUUCUUACUUAAUGUGCUACACUUAACAGUAAUCUCUUCGUGUUCACGGGAAAUCCAGCUUUUGCUCUGGCUAACAGCCAUUCAACUAUUCGUCCUUCUGUGGCAUCGAGAACGGUUGCUUUCCCAGGACGUGGUCUAAUACUUUCUCGCGCAGUGUUAUCUACGGAAUUCCGUGCAGUUUGGUCGUUUUUUGAACGGGAAAUCCAUUUCUCAUUAUUUCCGCCGCGUCUGCUAUUUUCAACCUAUCUUAUUGUAUGCGUUUCUGACCGUCGUUGUUUUAUUCAUCGCAAUAUAGACAAUGAGAUCUGUUGGGUGGAAUAAGAAACGAGUAGAAAUAUUGGUAGCCUUGUUCCAACCAUGUUUAUUUUGGUGAUAACUUAUCGAAUUUGCAAUAAAAAGAUAUGAACAAACUAAAAAUCAGAGCAGUGUACCUGUACCGUUCGGUUUUUAUUGCUUUCGGGAAUUUUCGUUUACACUUUGUUUACACUUUGUAAAUUGAUAACAACAGUGCACAAUGCUGUUAGCCACUCUGCUAAGGAAAACAACAAAUAUGGCGAAUGAAUAUGGCGAAACAGUGUGAAGAAAUUGUAAUGUAAUAUCAACCAAACUCUAAUCGAUUACUCACAAGAUAUUAAAUUUUCAUCUGUCGUUGCACUGUAUAAUGAAAAACGUAGGAAAACUCGAGCUAGUGCUCUGAAAGUUAAAUUUUCAUUUUUCAAUUUUCCACAAUGGUAUUGUUUGUAUUGGUGAAAGCAUCGUUAUUUUCACGACACUGAUGCCAGAAAACAACUCAAUAAAAUGUUAUUCCUAAGUCAUAGUGUUCCAUGUCAUGAAAAUCAAUAAAAUAACAUUGUGUUGAUAUCAAUAGAAUUAUUAUUUUACGUUUAAUCGGUCUAUAAUGUAAGUUUUAGCAACUUUAACAUUGAUUAAGAAAAUUGUAUUGCAGAGCUCGGAACACUGCCACGGCUGCCUAUGCUUUCAAAAACAGUAAACGGAAAAGUAUUACAUUCAAUCAAAAUGCCUCGGCCAACGAAGAGAAUGGUUAAGGCUCUCUAACGUGAGUAUGUGAAAACAAUACGAUCAACGAAGGGAAAUAUUGAGGAAUUAUCAAUAUCGAGUUACUGUGCGGAAGAAUUUGUUCUUACCAAAAGAGCCAGAAUUCGCAUUUGCUCAUGUUACGCUCGCUUAUAAUCAUAAUUUUACUUCAUAUGCAAAUACACCUUCUAUAUAUAUAUAUAUAUAUAUAUAUAUAUAUAUAUAUAUAUAUAUAUAUAUAUAUAUAUAUAUAUAUAUAUAUAUAUAUAUAUAUAUAUAUAUAUAUAUAUAUAUAUAUAUUUAUAUUUGCAAUUGUUCAUACAUUUAACUUCAGUAUCGAAUUGUAAUUUUUUUUCAAUUGUAUUCUAAGACUCAUGUCAGUGAAGCGCCACACAGUUUGAUAAGUGAAUUGAUCUAUUUGCGUACGAAGAUCAGAACAAACGAAACAAACCGCUCUUCUCACACAAACACUAUUACCCCAUUUUUACAUGCAAAUUGAACUUUUUUCGUCAGUGAAGAUAACCUAUACCUUGAAGAACUUUUCGUUAUGGUUCACAACAAAAUGUAUUUUUUGAAAACAUUCUUUGUCAUGACAUAUCUUGCCCCACGGUCGGUUCAUGUGAGCUUUAGCAAAACUCAGAUGUCUUUCGAUGUGAGAUGGUGUAAGAUGAGGAGUUUUAACAUAAGCCCUCUUUAUGUGAGGAUUUUUUACCAAAAUUCGACGAAUUGUCACCUGAGCAGUUAAGUAGGUAAAAUAUUGCUUCUUUGCACAUGCGAUUCUGAGGUAUUCGAAGCUGUUCUAGCUAUUUCCCGCUCAUCCCGGUCAGAGAGCUACGAUUUACGUGGAACUCUCUCCUUCUUACCGUAUCCUUGAGGAUUCGCCAAAUAAUUGAGCACUACUUGAUGAAAUCGUCCAAUCCGACGAGAAAUUUCUCUGAUAUCAACAUUUUCUUGGUGAAAUGCUUCGUUUUGUCUUUCUUCUCUCUCUCGUGAGGACUUUUCGCUUCGGCAUUUGCCAGAUUUAAUUGAUCAAAACAACUAAAACAACGGAAAAUGUAACUGGUCUUAUAGAAAUUUGACAGUUGAAAAUACGAAAACAUUCGUUUAUGCUCAGUGCUUGCACACACACACAUAUAUGAAAAUCAUGCAGUGUAUGGUAGUCACCAUUACCUACACACUAGAAUAUAAAUUGAAGCAUUGUUUGUUUACAAUGACACAAAUCAGCAAGAUGACCACCUGGUCUUGUAGAGAUUGGACAGAGUGUAUAUGUGUUUUUGGAUAAAAAGUAGUAGUGGUUUCUGUAGGUACUCAUGUAAACCGUAACUGGAUUUGUUAUCUAUGGUGCUUGAAGUAACUAAUGAAGUAUUCUCUGUUUUGUCCACAACUACAUAUGACCUGUCAAACAAUAUAUUUUCAGCGAACUUUGAUAACAUUUUGGUCUUAAAAUGAUCACUGACCUUGUCACGUUUCAAUGCGGUAAAACAUUCAAGAUUAGGGAGCUGAUUUGAAUCAGCCUUGUUCGUUUCAUCAUUCAUCACCGCACAUUUAAAUUUCGUGAGAGUUGUGCCAUAAAGUGCUCCCGUGGCCGAGUGGUUGGCGUCCUACAUUAUCAUGCCGGGGUUCGGGUUCGAUUCCCGUUCUGGCCGGGAAAUUUUUCGUCAAAGAAAUUUUUUCCGACUUGCACUGUGGUCACGCGUAUUCUAGAGCUUGCCACUUCAGAAUACAUUCAGUAGAACAGUAGAACCUCGAUUAUCCGCGAGCGGUUGAUCCGCGGUGCGGAUUAUUCGCGAAAGUGAGUUGCCUAGUAAAUCUAUAAACCUUCCCGAAAUUUGUUAGUGAAUGGUAGAGUCUUGCUUUUUUGUGUUGGUCAUAGCUUUCACAUUAUCUGAUCAGUGAUGUACACGACUAGUGAUCCCCGAUUUUUGAAAUUAAUCGUUCAUCAGCUAAUCGAAUACAUUUUAGCAGUUUGUUAUUCGAUACGAUUAAUCGCUCCAAAUAUUCGAUUAAUCGAUUAAUCGUCAUACUGAGAGGAAUAAUUCGUUAGACUAAUAUUCCUCAUUUGCUAAAAUGCCAUCUGGAAUCAAAAAAGUGUUCAUUCCGCCAGAAAUUCAAUUAAUAUCGUUUACGCUCCCCUGAACUUGUAAACGAAGCUCAAUUCGCGUAGAUGGCAAUGAGUUUCGUUUACGAGUUUAAGGGAGCGUCAAUGAUAAUGAUUGACUGUCAGGAUAAAACUGCAGCGGCGGUACGUUUUUUUUUCUCUGGGUUUGAAUCGAUUAAUCGACGUAAAUUAUUCGUUCGCUUCGAUUAUUGGUUACGCAGUAUUCGUUCGAUUAAUAAUCGAUUUCUGUAGGAAGUAUUCGAUUAAUCGAUUAAUCGAACGAUUAUCGGGGAUCACUAUACACGACCUUACAGAUUGAUAGUUCAAUAAUUUCUGUAUUGAUGAAACAUAGUUUUCAUGCUAAAAUAUAUAUUUUUCGUGUUUGUACCUCAUUUUCAGUCUUGUAUUGCAUUAUCCGCGAUUUUCGUUAUACGCGAUGGCCUAGCCCGACUGUUUCGCGGAUAAUCGGGGUUCUACUGUACUACUAAUAAAAAUGACGCAAGUAAUACAUACCUACGGUGAGAAGGCAAAAGUUGUGUCAUAAAGAUAACAUGUCCUUGUUUUUGUACGGGUUUCCUGAUUUCGCUACGUUUAAAUAUGAUAGUAUGCUCCGGGCAUCGAAUUUUUGUCACCAAAUGAACACUGUGAACCAAGGAAACAUUCAAAAACAUUAGGUUUUCUUAGGUACAUGUACUUAGACGAAGCAAUUCAUCUUUUUAAAUUAGUCCAACAAAUUCAACGAUAUUUUGAAUCAACAAACAAACUAAAGGAAUUAAAUUUUCGGAAUUUUUGCUUUAGAUUGUUAAGUGUUUUUUAACUGUCAUCCCUGACAGCUCUCAUGUCUCACGUUUGUUUAUUGCUAAAUGGCUGUGCGUCCACCUCUCCAGCAAACGAUUGAGAGUUCAAGGUUAGGUUAGUUCAAGGUUAGAGACAAAUGAACUUUGUAGUUUAAAGCCUCUAUAAUAGAAAGUAUGAAAAAAAAAUUGACAUUGAUGUGACAUUUUUUUUUGAUUUUUUCACGCCCGGAGUUCCCGCAGAAUAUGAGUAUAAUUUGACAGUGUGCAGUGAAUGUUUGUGAAGUUAUAUCGGAAAAGAUGGAUUAAUUUUUGGAUAUCAUAUUCAAAAAAAAAACAAAAUAUUUUCAUUAUUGAUAGCAAGUUGAUACUUUCAAGGAUGCGAUUCAAGAAAAUAGUCUGCAAUUAUAACAGACCAAUUUGGCUUAUAACUUGGCAUAUCCCAGGACUAGAAGACUUUCAAGUCUUCUUCCACAAGCCUCAAACUUUUAUUUUUGGUCCUACUGAAGCUGGAAUGGGCAACAACCAUUACUCUUCGUAUUCGAACUAUUCGACGUUGACUUUGAAUUGAGGGGAUCUAUUAUAGAAACGACAAGGGUUGCUCGACGAAUACGUGUGGGUAAUGUUGCAGAUUCACUUUUGAUUGUUUCCUCUAGUUUCCUCAGUGAUAAAACGAAUAUAAAUCUCUGACUGGUGUGGAAUUUGGUGGAUGCUCAUUGAACCACUGUGAUUAAUUAAUCAAAGAAUAAUAUCUUCAGAUAACACUUGCUUGUUUGAUGGUUAUUUUAUGUUCAAAUUACGAUAAUUUUAAUUUUCUAUGUACGAGAAUCAUCUGGUGUUUUCAUUAGAUUGUCGGGUGCUUAUAAUUCAAGAUAAAGCGAGAUCAUGCAGUAUGUUUAUUUCUUCAGUUCAUAUCAACCUUAAUUUCACGCUUGUGUUAGAUAGAAGUCUUUCUCUGAAAAUUACAAUACAAAUUGGAGAUUUUCAAGAACUCCGAACCCAUAAAAUCAUCACUCGACGAGCAUCUUUGAAAUUGGGUUUAGGUCGGGAACGUAAGAUUGAGGCGGUUGCUGUGCCUUCUAUGGAUGCUAUUAGUUGGACCAAAAGUACCAUAAGAUAAUCCUGGGGCUCGGAAUGGUUCAGCAGGCAUAACACUGCCUUGUGGCGAAUCAAACCAGUUAUUUCUAGUUGGCCCGCUAAUCCCGUUCCACAACAGCGUCGUAUCCUUUCCCGCCUCCGCAUUGUACACACUAACCUAACCCAUAGUUCCUUAAUCACCAAACAAGAUCCCCCCAACUACAUCACCUGCGGUGUAUCCAUACUAACAGAGUGCAAAGCCUACAAUCAUGAACGUUCGUCCAACGGUUUAAACCACACCCUGGAGUUAGUACUUCCCCCACCCUUCGAGAAUGAAGUGAUCCGAUUCAUGAUUUAAACAUUCUAACAGGGACGAAUGACCUUUGGGUUAAAGACCCUCAAAAACAAGAACAGAACAGAACAGCAUCUUUGAAAAAAAAAAAAGAUAAAAACCAACCCCCCCCACUAGUGGAGUAGUCAGGGACGGAAAUAGUUUUAAUCGGAACAAAUUAGCUAUUCAUAUUAUACGCGCGUACAUUAUCAAGCUAGCUUAUUUUAGCCCCGAACCUUCCCCUCCGAUUCCCGUUAAAACCUAGAAGCAAAGAGACCGAGAGUUAAGUGCGUUGUGACAAGACAGUUUUUAAAAUCGUUAGGGCUGUGUAUAAUAUUAAUCAACCAUAUAAAAUAGGUACAUAAACAAAACAAACAAAAAAUCUAAUUUUAUUCAAAACAACCAUGCUAGCGCUAACAUAAGUCCAUAGAAAGAAGAAGUAGAAGCAAGUGUGAAAAGAGAAUCAAACAAAACAAAAAACAGGAACGAAAACGAAACGUUGUUGUAACGUAACGACAAUUCUUUCGAGCAAAAAAAAAAACAAAAAUUGAGGAGAUUAUAGUAAACCAACAUGUUGUGGAAGCGUUCAAAAUGUAGGCGAGAACGAACAAAAACAACCUAACCUGUCACGCAGUAUACUAGCCAAACCAUGUUUAAUUGUUAGGGGGAAACAAUUAGAGAACAAAAUGAUACGUACAGACCCUUCUCUAAAAUGCAAACAAAACGCCGGAAACCGGAAUCCGAAACAAACAGACAAAAAACAACAACAAUUUUGAUGUUAAGUAGUAGAGUUUAUUUCUAGUAGUAGCUAGUAGAUGUAAUGGGUAGACGAACAAGUUACUGAAACCUAGCGCGUUUUGGUGUUUGAAAAAAAAAUAGUCGGAGCGCAGCCACUGGGGGCGGUGAGAAUUGGUAUGUUCUUUAGAUAAGUGCACUUAUUAAUGAUAAUUAAAAGUGGUAAAAGAUGUAGUGGCAGGAUAUGAGAAUCAAGGUACCAUUAUUAACCGUCAUCCAGUACUAUGCUAUUCUGGUGGAGUGAACAAAAAAAAAAAAAAAAAACUAAGGCUUAUAGGUUUAUGUCAGAAUUUGUUUUUGCUUGUUUGGCGUCAUUUAUGUUACUUUAUGAAACACUGUUUCUAAUCGCCACAUACACUUUAGAACUGAAUUAAAACUUACAUGUAGAACAAACAAAAAAAAAAGCACUGAAUUAAACUUUUCGUUAUAAAUUUCCGCAUUAACCCCAUACCAAUCAUCGACUAACAUUAUCACUACUAUACACUUCUCAGCGGGAGAACAUAAUUUGUUUUUGUUUGAAUAUUAUAAAAGAAAAGAGCGAAUAAUAAACUAAACAAACAAAAAAAAAACGUUCGUUGGAAAGAGCGAAGAGACAAGAUUGCAAAAUUAUGUCAAAAUCAGAUACCAAAUUUUCGGUCGAAUCAUCUUGCAUGAGUAAAAAAAAUGUCAUCAAAAUUGCUGUAACGAAUGAUAUUUAUGAAACGGAAUGAGGAAAAAAACAGAAGUGUUGCGCUGAACGCAACGAAGUAGAUCAAAAAAAAGGUGAAUUUAAGAGAAGUAAGCAUUAGAAUAUUUAAUAAAA
Molecule: messenger RNA, 17133 nt
Organism: Toxorhynchites rutilus septentrionalis
Lineage: Eukaryota; Metazoa; Arthropoda; Insecta; Diptera; Culicidae
Gene: Usp10
Product: nuclear receptor coactivator 6
Exons: 9
Coding region: 758-6379 (1873 amino acids)
Biological process (GO): DNA damage response, signal transduction by p53 class mediator; regulation of autophagy; protein deubiquitination
Cellular component (GO): cytosol; nucleus
Molecular function (GO): cysteine-type deubiquitinase activity; cysteine-type endopeptidase activity
Source: RefSeq, a predicted model, not a curated record